Molecule: messenger RNA, 579 nt
Organism: Loa loa (African eye worm)
Lineage: Eukaryota; Metazoa; Nematoda; Chromadorea; Rhabditida; Onchocercidae
Exons: 3
Coding region: 16-432 (138 amino acids)
Source: RefSeq, a predicted model, not a curated record
UUGCAGUAGCACACGAUGCGAACAGCAGUUUUCCCGUCUCGGCUUAUUGUUUUUUCCAGGUCACCAAGCAGAUAUUGUCAAACAGUUCAAACGGGGCCACCGAAGGAAGAUAAGUAUGAGAUGUUCCGUAAAUUAAACGAAUAUGCCAGUUCUGGAUUGUGGGAUGAUAGGUACAAUAAGCCAAGAUUAUUUCUUUUCGGCAAAAAUCGACAAAAAGCAUAUGAACUUCAUGAUAAAAUGACACCGAAAACAGAUCCAUUUUUUAAACGAUCACCGUAUGGGGUGCACUUGGAGGUAAUGUAUCGUUUAAGUCUGGGAAUUGCUGCCAUAACGAUUAUUUGCUCAUUGUAUGUUAUGUUGAUUCCCGAAGAAAAACGCCUAAAAUACAAAUAUCGCAAAGAGCAUCAUUCUUCUGGUGGAGAACAUAACUGAUCCAAAGAUUUUCAAUAAUUUAGCUAAUUUAAUUUAUAGGAUAAAUUUGCUACCUCACUGUCAUCUGAAUAUGAAUUAUAAUUUCACUCAGAAGUAAGCAAGAUUAGGAAUUGUAAAUAUGGAUGUGAUGUCAUUGUAGGAUAUCAU